Closterium sp. Yama58-4 is the source of this 3165-nucleotide messenger RNA. NCBI's taxonomy places the organism in Eukaryota, Viridiplantae, Streptophyta, Zygnematophyceae, Desmidiales, Closteriaceae. The record is from the annotation of a GenBank genome assembly.
AUGGCGCUGCUCCUCCGGUCGUCGCGCGCGGAGCGGGUCGUGCGCGCGGGACUGGUUGCGGGAUUCCGGGGAGCUUGGAGUCCCGCGCUCGGGAGUUCCGCCGUUCGAGAUGCCGCUGAAAUCCUCGGCAGGAGCGACGCUGCUGACGUGGCCAAGCCCCGCUAUGACGUGGCGAGGGCGCGUGGUGACAUGGCAGGAAGGCGGGGUUACAGCAGCAGCAGCUUGGCGAGCCUGCUGUCUCCUCGAGCUCCUCCGCUAACCCUCGAUACAAUCAACCCGCUGGUGCGCGAGUGCGAGUACGCAGUGCGGGGCGAGAUAGUUGCAAGAGCGCUCAUGCUCGAGUCUCAGCUGGCAGCAAAGCCGGGCACACUGCCCUUUGACGAGAUCAUCUACUGCAACAUUGGCAACCCCCAAGCUCUCGGGCAGCCACCCAUAACCUUUUACAGAGAGGUCCUGGCUCUCUGCGACCACCCCUCCCUUCUGCACGUCAAGAAUCCAGACGGCUCGUCCCCCUUCAGUGCCACGGCGAGGCAGCGGGCGCAGCAGAUGCUGGACUCCAUUCCCUGUGCUGCCACAGGCGCGUACAGCCACAGCCAGGGGCUGCCGCUGUGCCGGCAGGUGGUGACGGAGGGCAUUGCGAGGAGAGACGGCCAUGCUGCCUCGGCUGAUGAUAUCUUCCUCACUGAUGGCGCCAGCCCUGCUGUGCAAAUGAUCCUCAAGCUUCUCGUGCGAAGCAAAGCGGACGGCGUGCUCUGUCCCAUCCCACAGUACCCUUUGUACUCAGCCUCACUAGCGCUCAACGGCGGCACUCUAGUGCCCUACUAUCUAGACGAGCAGGCACGCUGGAGGCUCGACCCCACCCAUCUGCAAACAGCCGUGGAGAAGGCAGGGGAGGAGGGCGUGUGUGUGCGGGCUCUUUGCGUGAUCAACCCAGGGAAUCCAACUGGGCAGGUAUUGGAGGAGGCGGAUCAGCAGGCGAUAGUGCGAUUCUGUGUGGACAAGGGGCUGGUGUUGAUAGCAGACGAGGUGUACCAGGAGAACGUGUACGCACCCGACCGCAAGUUCCUGUCGUUCAAGAAGGUUGCGAGGGACAUGGGCGUCAGUGCUUCUGACCUUGCGCUGAUCUCCUGCCACUCCUCCUCCAAAGGCUUUUACGGCGAGUGUGGAAGAAGAGGAGGCUACAUGGAGGUUACAGGUCUGCCCUCGGAGGUGCGCGAGGCCAUGUAUAAGAUGGCAUCUGUGAACCUCUGCUCCAACGUGCCGGGGCAGAUACUCAUGUCGCUCAUUGCCUCGCCGCCGCAGGAGGGAGACGAUGCCUUUCCUGUCUUUGCUGCAGAGAGGGAUGCCAUUCUCUCCUCGCUCGCCCGUCGAGCCAAGCUGCUGGUUGAUGUGCUCAACUCACUACCAGGCAUCACCUGCAACCCCUCUGAAGGCGCCAUGUACGCCUUCCCCAGGCUGCACCUCCCCCCCCGAGCAGUGGAAGCAGCAGCUGCUGUGGGUAUGCUAGCAGACACUUUCUAUGCCCGCCGGUUGCUCGACGCCACAGGGAUUGUUGUGGUCCCGGGAUCAGGAUUCGGGCAGGAGCCUGGGACAUGGCACUUCCAACAUCCCCGUGACCGUCUGCCGCCUACCGCCAUCAUGGCAUGCUGCGAAAUUCGCUGGAAUCCACAACCUCUUGGGCUCGGCUUGAGGGCGACGAGAAGGAUGGGUCAGAAGAACGUAGUAGCGUUACCCCUCGCUAUAGAGAACGAGCGGAUGCGAAAGUUAGCAACACGUUCUGCCUCGUCGGAUGAGUGGAGUUUCACGCGACCAGACGAGGCUGACAGGUCCAAGGAAUUCGCGGCAAGACUCGAGCAAGCUUGGAGCAUAAGAAAGAACCAGGGUCCUGUCGCAUGCGAGGAGUGCAUGGCUCAGGGCUGUAUCGAGUGCAAGUGGUGCCGUGGGACUGGUUACUUCAUUGUGGGAGACAGUCUGCUAUGCUCGGUGUCUUCACGGAGCAGCACUUGCGUAAUCUGCGGCGGGAAGGGUACUGUCCGUUGCCUUGACUGUGCUGGUACUGGUUUCAGAGCUCGUUGGCUUAAAAGACCUACCCCAGGGAAACAACCAUCAGGGCUGUCCGACUGUGGUGCAGACCUGUUUAGACGAUAUGAGAUCCUCAAGGAUAUUGGGUCGGGAAAUUUCGGGAUUGCGAAGUUAAUGCGAGAUAAGAGAACUAAGGAGAUGGUGGCGGUGAAGUUCAUUGAGCGUGGCGACAAGAUCGACGAGAAUGUUCAGCGUGAAAUCAUUAACCAUCGCUCUCUUAGGCAUCCUAACAUCAUUCGAUUCCGUGAGGUUUGCCUCACUCCUCAGCAUUUGGCCAUCAUAAUGGAGUAUGCGGCUGGUGGUGAGCUAUUCGAGCGAAUCUGCAACGCUGGUCGUUUCAGCGAAGACGAGGCUCGAUUUUUCUUUCAACAAUUGGUCGCUGGCAUCAGCUAUUGUCACUCCAUGCAAAUCUGCCAUCGCGAUCUGAAGCUUGAAAACACUCUUUUGGACGGAAGUCCUGCACCCCGUCUGAAGAUUUGCGAUUUUGGUUACUCAAAGUCCUCCCUGCUUCAUUCACAACCGAAAUCCACCGUGGGCACUCCAGCCUACAUUGCACCUGAAGUUCUCUCUAAGAAGGAGUAUGAUGGAAAGACUGCUGACGUGUGGUCUUGUGGAGUCACACUAUACGUCAUGCUUGUAGGGGCUUAUCCAUUUGAGGACCCUGAUGACCCACGAAACUUCAGGAAAACCAUUGGUCGCAUUAUGAGUGUCCAGUAUCACGUUCCACCGUAUGUGCGCCUCUCUCCGGAAUGCAAGCAUCUUUUGUCAAGAAUCUUCACAGCAAACCCUACAAAGCGCAUCACAAUGCCGGAAAUCAAGAGGCACCCUUGGUUCUUGCGGAACCUGCCAGCAGACCUGAUGCAUGAAAACGACCCGGGUUACCAGUACGAUGAUCCUAACCACCCGCCUCAAAGCAUCGAAGAGAUCAUGAGGAUAUUGCAGGAAGCUCGGGUUCCAGGCAUUGCUCAGCCUUCCGGCGAUGGUUACCUCAACGAUGACAGGGAUGACGAGAGAGAUGAUGAGGACAUGGACAAUGACAUGGAUGACUUCGAGGGCAGUGGAGAGUUUGUCAAUGCUCUUUAA